This is a messenger RNA of Lachancea mirantina, 1371 nucleotides long. The record is from the annotation of a GenBank genome assembly. NCBI's taxonomy places the organism in Eukaryota, Fungi, Ascomycota, Saccharomycetes, Saccharomycetales, Saccharomycetaceae.
AUGAUAAAUAGCACAACUUCUAGCAUGGCGGAGAAAUUCGAUAGACAAAUUCGGUUGUGGGGGCUCGAGGGGCAAGCUAUAUUAUCUAGUAGCCGUGUUUGCAUUGUGGGUCGAUGCUUAUUAAGUCAGGAGAUUUUAAAGGAUCUUAAACUUCUAGGUUUAGAUCGAAUAACACUGGUAUGUGAAGAUAAAUCUGCUGAUGAAAGCAUCGAGGAACUGGAAAAACAAGAGAAUUUCUUGAAUGCUGACGGAAAGGACAUCAAUUACGUGUUGUGGGACAAGAAAAUGAUGGAGGAGCCGUCUUUUUGGUGGAAUUUCGAUAUUAUUGUGGUGACAGCAUUGAGCUUUGCUCGUCUAGAGCUUUUGGAUAAAAUGUCACUUCCACCUAUGCUGGUCGCCUUCUGUGACGAAUUUGACGGGUAUCUCCGAUUUGUUUCGCAAGAACCCCACUUUGUUCUACAUUCUCAUCGACAAUACGCGAUCCCUGAUUUGAGACUUGAUCGGCCGUGGAAUGACCUCGAAAACGCUUUAAAAUCUCUGGCGCCCAAUGCGAGCAGCCUAGACACUGUGCACACUGUGCCAUACGCCGCCAUCAUAUAUUCUGCCGUUCAAGAUCUUAGAGAAGCGGGAACUCGGGUUACUCGCGACAAUAUUCGAGAAUGCAUAUCGACUGUGCAAGUUUCUUUCGGUCCUUCAGCAGCAGCUGUCAAUUUCGCACAAGCCAAAAAAUUCGCGUAUUUAGGAGCACUCAAUUCGUUAAGCAUUCCAGAAAAUAUAGAGAAGUGUCUCAGUUUUGCGAAUGUGCCAAUAAAACUGCCUGUCAAUCGCGAAAUUCAGGCUCUUGUCAGAAUCCUACACAAGUAUCUGAAAUCCGAACACGCAUUAAAUCAACUGCCCGUGGAGGGAAGCAUUCCAGAUAUGGACUCCAGUACAGAGAAUUAUAAUCGCUUGAAAAGUGUUUAUCAAAGGAAAGCUGCAGAAGACAUACAUUGGUUGGAGAAAAUCGCUUCGCAAGAGAAAUUGGACUUCGAAUUAACAUAUGAUGUGCUGACGACAUUUUGCCGCAACAUUCAUAGUCUUCGGGUAAUGGAGCCUUCGCGUAGCGCCUUAACUGCUACUUAUAGUCCACAUGCCGCUCCAAUUGAAGCGUCAUAUUAUGAGAUCCUCCAGAAACUUCAGAAAAAGCAGAUAGGGGCUUAUAUACCACCGACCAUUGGCCUACCUGCGCCUGCGUUUUAUUCUAUGAUGAGCAUCACGGCUGGUCUAACCGUGCAGGAACUAGCCAAAAUUCUAACACACCAAUUUGUUCCUGUUGAGAAUACAUUUUUAUUCAAUGGCUUAACUAAUGACAUACAUGCAUUCAAAACUUGA